Molecule: messenger RNA, 3285 nt
Organism: Hemisphaericaspora subhashii
Lineage: Eukaryota; Fungi; Ascomycota; Pichiomycetes; Serinales; Debaryomycetaceae
Gene: RFC1
Product: replication factor C subunit 1
Exons: 2
Coding region: 1-3285 (1094 amino acids)
Biological process (GO): DNA repair; DNA replication
Cellular component (GO): nucleus; DNA replication factor C complex
Molecular function (GO): DNA binding; DNA clamp loader activity; ATP hydrolysis activity
Source: RefSeq, a predicted model, not a curated record
AUGGUUAAUAUAGAUGACUUCUUUAAGUCUAAGGGGAAGAUCACUCAGAAACGAAAAGCAAGUGAUGAUCCACCACCAUCAAAGAAAGCAAAAGUAGAAUCACCUAAGAGAACAAAACAACAACAACCAGAAAUAAUUGAUUUAGAUGACGAUGAUGAUUUCGAAUUUAGUGAUGAUGAUGAUGAGAUAAUUGAAAUCACCAAACCCGCUACACCUAAGAAACGGACCAUGCAGACUGCAAGAAAAUCAGCUACCACGAGUCCUGUCAAGAUGCCUCAAUUAUCCAAACCAGCUCCUUCUAGUAGUUCUUCACCUAUUGAAAUUUCAUCGCCAGUCACACCUAUGAAACUGCCACGCCGUACAAAACAAACCGCCAGAAAAUCACCUACCAAGAGUCCGGUCAAACCAGCUUCUAGUAGUGCUCUUUCUCAAGCAAUAUCAGCCGAUGAUAUUCUCGCCACGAUUCCUGAUGCAAUAUUACCAAAAAUCGACGAAAAUGAAAAGAUCAACUUCUUCGCCCUAAACGCUCAAAGACAAGCCAAUCUGGGGAUGGGAGCCACCGUUGAAUUACCAGAAGCCCAACCAAAUUGUUUAAGUGGUUUAACUAUUGUCUUCACCGGGCAAAUGCCAAAUUUGGAUCGUGAUACUGCAGAAAUGACAGCGAAGCGAUAUGGAGCCAAAGUCACCAAAUCAAUCCUGGGGAAGACUAGUUUGGUUGUGAUUGGACAUGAUGCUGGUCCUUCUAAAGUUAAGAAAAUUGAACAAUUGAAUAUUAAAGCUAUUGAUGAGGCGGGAUUUAUUGAAUUGUUGAAUAAGAUGCCAAUUGAGGGUGGAUCGGGGGAGUUGGCCCAAAAGGCGAAAUUAAAACGUGAAGAAGAGGAACGAAAGAUUAUGGAAUUGGUUGAAGAGGAAGAACGAAAAGAGAGAGAAGAGGAAGAACGGAGAAUUGCCGCGCAGAAGAAGGCAACAGUAGUAAGGAGUGUUCCUGAAGUAGUCAAACCGGCAUCAACACCACCAGUGGCUGCAACUACCGGUAUGUCGGCAGAUGAAAUCCUUGCAACCAUUCCAGACGCUGAAUUACCAGACGUCGAUGAUUCCAAAAAGGUCAAUUUCUUUGCCUUGAAUGCGCAAAAACAAGCAAAUCAAACCAUGGGAGGCACGGUUGAAUUACCCGAUGCACAACCAAAUUGUUUAAGUGGCUUGACUAUCGUCUUCACCGGACAAAUGCCUACUUUAGAUCGUGACACUGCGGAAAUGACCGCUAAGAAAUAUGGAGCAAAAGUUACAAAAUCAAUCCUGGGGAAGACAAGCUUAGUCGUGAUUGGACAAGAUGCUGGUCCUUCAAAGGUGAAAAAAAUCAAACAAUUAAAAAUCAAGGCCAUUGAUGAAGCGGGAUAUAUUGAAUUAUUGACCAAGAUGCCAGUUGAAGGUGGAUCGGGGGAAUUAGCCCAAAAAGCGAGAUUAAAACGUGAAGAAGAGGAACGGAAGAUUUUGGAACAGGUUGAAGAAGAAGAACAAAAGGAACAAGCUGCUGAAGCGAAAAGAAUUGCCGAGCAGAAGAAGAACGCUACCCCAUUGGCCUCCAGUAGUGGUGCUGUAAGACCACCACCAUCGGUGGGAUAUUCUUCGGCUGAUAUACCUGCCAAAGAUAAAUUAUGGACCGAUAAACAUGCACCUACAUCCAUUAGUCAAUUAUGUGGGAAUAAAGGACAAGUAGCCAAAUUACGUUCAUGGUUAUCAAGUUGGUUUGAUAAUGCUAAAAAUGGGUUUAAAUCUAAGAAUGGGGAAGUUUAUCGGGCGGCAUUAAUAAGUGGUCCACCUGGGAUUGGGAAAACUACUGCUGCGCAUUUAGUUGCUAAAGAACUUGGAUUUGAUGUAUUGGAACAAAAUGCAUCUGAUGUUAGAUCGAAGAAAUUAUUGAAUGAGAAAGUUAAAUCAAUCUUAUCUAAUACUUCAGUAGUUGGGUUUUUCAAACAUCGAGAUGAUGUGGAUUCAAAUGCAAAUAGUAAGAAGUUUUGUUUGAUUAUGGAUGAAGUUGAUGGGAUGUCAAGUGGGGAUCAUGGUGGUGCUGGUGCAUUGUCGCAAUUUUGUCGGAUUACUCAUAUGCCAAUUAUAUUAAUUUGUAAUGAUAAAUCAUUACCAAAGAUGAGAACAUUUGAUAGAGUGACGUUGGAUUUACCAUUUAGAAGACCAAGUGAAACCGAAGUCAAGAGUAGAUUGAUGGCUAUUGCAUUUAGAGAACAUAUUAAACUUGAUCCUAAUAUUAUUGGAAAUUUAGUUCAAGCUACUUCAUCAGAUAUUAGACAGAUGAUUAAUUUAUUAUCAACGGUUUCGAAAACACAACAAAAUAUUGGCGCGAAUUCCGUGGCAGAAAUUAGUCAAUCAUGGAAAAAACAAGUUAUUUUAAAACCAUUUGAUAUUGCUGCUAGAUUAUUAUCCCUGGGGAUUUGGAAUGCUCCAAAUCAUAGUUUAAAUGAUAAAUUGGAUUUAUAUUUCAAUGAUAUUGAUUUUGCUCCAUUAAUGAUUCAAGAAAAUUAUUUACAAACAAAUACAAGAUUACCCGGUAAGGCUAUUGAACAUGUUGCCCAAGCUGCUGAUGAUAUUAGUAUUUCCGAUUCAAUCAAUUCUUUAAUUAGAUCAAGUGAACAACAAUGGAGUUUAUUACCAUUCCAUGGAUUAAUGUCAACGGUUAAGCCUUCAUAUGAAGUAGCUGGGAAUAUGACUGGUAGAUUGAAUUUUAGUGGUUGGUUAGGACAAAAUUCUAAACAAAUGAAAUUUCAAAGAAUGUUACAAGAAAUACAAUAUCAUACUCGUAUUAAAACAUCAACUACAAAACAAGAAUUACGUCUUGAUUAUUUACCGGUACUUUAUAAGAAAGUAAGUACCCCAUUAAAAUCAUCUGAUUUUGAAGGGGCAAUUGAAGUUAUGGAUGAAUACUUUUUAACUAAAGAAGAUCUUGAUAAUAUUGGAGAUAUGUUAAAACAAGAGAUUAAACUUGAUAGUAAAGCGAAAGGUGCAUUUACUCGUGCAUAUAAUCUGGCAGUUCAUCCAACUGUUAUUUAUAAGACAGGUAAUUCUGUUUUGAAUGGUGGUAGGAAAGCUGGUGCUACAGCUAAGGUUGAUUAUGAAGAUGUUGUGGAUGAUGAUAUGGAGGAUAUUCCUGAUGAAGAAGUUGAGACUGAUUCAAUUGAUACUAAAAAGGAUAAAUUAAUUAAGGUUGCAACUAAACCUAAGAGGAAAGCUACUAGUGGGGGAGGGGCUGCUAAAAAGAAACAAAAGCGUUAG